CGGACCGGCCCGCACGCAGAUCGUUCCCAGACCCCGAGGAUGCGCAUCAUGGGCGCCGGGACCCUCGUCCUGCUGCUCUCGGGGGCCCUGGGCCUGACGGGGACCCGGGCGGGCUCCCACUCCCUGAGGUAUUUCGGAACCACCUGGUCCCGGCCCGGCGGGGAGCCCCGCUUUGUUGGCGUCAGCUACGUGGACGACACGCAGUUCGCGCGGUUCGACAGCGACGCCACGCUUCAAAAGGUGGAGCCGCGGGCGGCGUGGGUGGAGCACGUGGAGCCGGGGUUCUGGGACCGGGAGACAGCAGACGUCAAGGUGGUCGCACAGGCUGUCCGAGCGGAGCUGAAGUUCCGGGGCAGCUACUACCACCCGAGAGAUGCUGGGUCUCACACCAUCCAGGGGAUGUCUGCCUGCGACGUGGGGCCGGACGGGCGCCUCCUCCGCGGGUACUGCCAGCUCGCCUACGACGGCGCUGAGUACAUAGCCCUGAACGAGGACAUGCGCUCCUGGACCGCGGCCGACGCGGCGGCUCAGAUCACCCAGCGCAAGUGGGAUGCGGCCGGUUGGACAGAGCGCAAGAGGGCCUACCUUGAGGACAGGUGCCCGGAGUUGCUCCGCAGAUACCUGGAGAAGGGGAAGGAGACGCUGCUACGCGCAGAUCCUCCAAAGGCACACGUGACCCACCACCCCAGCUCUGACCGUGACAUCACCCUGAGGUGCUGGGCUCUGGGCUUCUACCCUGCGGAGAUCACGCUGACCUGGCAGCGUGAUGGGGAGGACCUGACCCAGGACACGGAGCUCGUGGAGACCAGGCCUGCGGGGGACGGGACCUUCCAGAAGUGGGCAGCUGUGACGGUGCCUCCUGGAGAGGAGCAGAGAUACACCUGCCAUGUGCAGCACGAGGGGCUGCCCAAGCCCCUGACCCUGAGAUGGGAGCCGCCUCCUCAGGCCGCCAUCCCUGUGGGCAUCAUUGCUGUGCUGGUCCUUGGAGCUGUGGUCACUGGGGCUGUGGUGGCUGGAGCUGUGCUGUGGAGGAGGAGGCGCUGAGUUGGAAAAGGAGGGAGCUACGCUCAGGCUUUAAGCAGUGACAGUGCCCAGGGCUCUGAUGUGUCUCUCAAGGCUUCUAAAGCGUGAGACUGCCUUGUGGGGACUGAGUGAUGCAAGAUGUAUUCAUGCCCCACUUUGUGACUUCAGGAGCCUCUGAUCUCUCUUUCUGCAAAGGGUGUCUGCGUUUCUCUCAGCAUCGUGUGAGGAAGGGGAAGACUGCCCACCCCCUGCCCUCCAUGCCCCCUCCCUGCACUGAGUCUCUUCCCUGACCCACUGUCCUGUUCCAGCAGAGGCUGUUUCCAUCCCUGCUUUUACUUUGUGUUACACAGAGCAGCAACUUCUUACAUCCUAUUGAAAUAAGCAUCUGGAUAUGGAUUUUUCAGUUCUUGCCAUGAAGGGUUGAUGAGUUAAUUGAAGGAGAAAAUGCUAUGGUUUCAGGGGAAAUAAAUGGAAGCACUGAGAACCUUCCAGAAUCCAUGUGUUGGCUGUGCUGAGUCUGUUGCAGGUGGAGACAGGAGAAGCUGUGAGGACCGAGCGUGGACGCGGACUGAGCCCAUUCAAUGCUCAGGGCAUUGUGGGCAUCGACGUGGUCACUCCUCGGCUGGGUGACCUCUCUGCUUCUUUGUCCUUGUCCCUUCAGUAGAACCUUCUCCCACCAAGAUCUGUGAUCACAGGGACUUGAACAUCACCCAGGUCUGGUCUUGUCAGUGAGGGCUUCGUGUGUCCGGGUCAGCCUAGGUUCAGGCCUGACC
This is a messenger RNA of Hipposideros armiger (great roundleaf bat), 1796 nucleotides long. Its product is annotated as HLA class I histocompatibility antigen, A-30 alpha chain-like. Gene Ontology annotation, cellular component: external side of plasma membrane. Bases 40 to 1044 code for a protein of 334 amino acids. Gene Ontology annotation, biological process: positive regulation of T cell mediated cytotoxicity; antigen processing and presentation of endogenous peptide antigen via MHC class Ib; immune response. The transcript is spliced from 8 exons. The record is from RefSeq and is a predicted model, not a curated record. Gene Ontology annotation, molecular function: signaling receptor binding; peptide antigen binding. Lineage: Eukaryota; Metazoa; Chordata; Mammalia; Chiroptera; Hipposideridae.